Molecule: messenger RNA, 2563 nt
Organism: Homarus americanus (American lobster)
Lineage: Eukaryota; Metazoa; Arthropoda; Malacostraca; Decapoda; Nephropidae
Product: SH3 domain-binding glutamic acid-rich protein homolog
Exons: 6
Coding region: 110-871 (253 amino acids)
Cellular component (GO): cytoplasm
Source: RefSeq, a predicted model, not a curated record
ACUUAAGAAGCCUCAAAUCAGUCUGCAAGUGGCAACGGUGGUGUAUGGUUGUUUAGUGCACGGCUCUCUGUUGUUUCUGUGAUUCCAUAUCUCCCUGUUAAGCGCAAACAUGGUCAUCAAAGUCUACGUCUCCACCAUCUCCUUCAGCCAGGAGAUUAAGAAAAAUCAGCAGCGAGCUGUUAUGAUCCUUGAGAGUAAAAACAUCCCCUUCGUCGCCAUUGACAUCACCGACCCCGGCCAGGAAGACUCAAAAGACUACAUGAACGAGAAUGCCAAACCAAAGGGAAACAACAGGGUUCCUAUGACUCCACAGAUCUUUAACGAUGCUGAAUAUUGUGGUGACUUUGACGACCUGGACAUGUCCAAUGAAACUGAUUCACUUGGGGAGUUCUUGAAACUAACCGAGGAAGAAAAGAAAGGCAUCAAGAUUGGCAUCACUGGCAUCCUCCCUGAAGACAGAGCGAAGGCAAAGCAACAGAGUGAAACACCACAGUUGACCAAUGGUGUUUCAGCUAGUCGAGAGAAUGGAGCGCAAGAAGCCGCUACGGAAGCCACAACUGAGGCAACAGAAACACCAGCAGAGCCGGCAACAGAAGUCACAGACGAAGGACUGACAGAUGCUGUGGGAGACAGAGAUGGGGAGAUAGAAACAGAGGUAGCCGAGGGUGAGGAAGCAGUAGAAGAAGAUGUAGGAGGAGGAGAGACAGCUGAAGGUGAGGAGCAUGAAGCAGCAGAGGAGGAGAGUGAGAAGGAGGCAGAAGCUUUUGCUGAGGAUAAGGAAGUAGCAGCAGAUUAUAAGGAAGCAGAUACGGAAGGUGGGGAAGAAACAUUGGAUAAAGUACAGACGGAAGAUGAUGACGCUGAAGCAUAAGAGAGUGGAUAUGGAAAUCCUUGAACAAGCCUUAACAUUCAAGAGAACCAAUGACCAUGUGAAGAUACUGAAAGGGAUUCUUGGCAACCCAGUGGUAUUUAUAAGCUUGGAAGAAGUUCAGCUGGUGAUAUGACCUUACACAUGGCGUUGCAAUGCCUGAAUUCCCUCGCAAAAGCAGAAUUUUCAGUUAUGUUGUGUGAUGGCAAGUGUCAUCAUCAUGUACUGAUUAGCUGGUACUUUGGCUUAGGUUACUUCUUGCAUCAUUCUGGAAUUCCAAGUUAGCCUUACUCAGGGGGCUUGUCAGAUACCACUGCCUAUUAUUGCUCACAACCUAUUCAUUCUUCAAUGAAACUGAAUUCCACAGCAUCUAUGGGGAUGCUAAUGAAGAACCUAUUCAUUAAUUUUUUCAUUCACCAGCCCAUUUCACCCUAGCUUGCAUAACAUGUGAUCCACUGUUAUUACCCCAGAGCUUCAGCAUGUUCAUCUUAGAAGCUAUGCACAAGAUUAUCAAUUAUCUAUUAAAUUUAUAUAAUUUUUUUUUACAUUAUCCACUUCCUUUUAUAUUAUCCCUUGACAUGCUGCGUCACUGCAAACAUUGCUUAAGUUGUACAUUUUUCAAAAUCUUAUAUUUAAUUAAACCACAUUGGCACUAGGUAGAUAGACUUAAUGAGAUUUGCUCUCUGUGCAUCAGUAUUAGUAUCACAACUAGUUUUAGCUCCUCAUAAACUGUUUCUACCGAAUUAUACUGGUGACAUACAGUACUACGUAUACAAUAGCAUUAUUGAGCAUGAAUAGAGCAAGAAAAUUUUGUACUGUAAGGAAAAAAAGUCCGUAUUAUAUACAAGUGAUAACAAUUAUUCCUUGAGGUACUCACAAUAGUGAACAUUUUAUCAAUUUGUCUCAGUUGUAUUGUUCAAGGAUUAGGAUAUUUUAUCCACAUUGUUCAAAGACUAUUGAUGUACACUAUAUCAAAGUCUUACAUACAUGGAUUAUAAUAUAAUUUUUAAAGUUAUCUAUAAUACAUAUAAGAUCAAGUUGAUGAUGUAAUAAAAAGGAAGUGCAAUAUACCACAUCCUGUGUGUUGUGACAGGUUGUGAAAAAGUGAUGAUGUUGAGAAAAAAAAUUGAUUUUUAGUUGCCAUAUGUUUUUCCUUAUGUUUGAUAUUUCAUGGUCAUUAUUCAUAAAUAAAUAUCAUCCAAGUAAUUAUGAUUUACUUACAUAAGUGUGCAACAAAUUUAUACUGUUUCCUAUUGUCUUUUAAUUUUUAUUUUUUAAGCUGGAGAACAUUUCUCACUUUGGUGCACAGAAAACUUAUUUUUCAUUUUGGUGCACAAGAACCUAUUUUUCAUUUUGGUGCACAGGAAACUAAGUCAAGUUCUUUCGUUUACAAGAUUACUUGUUAUUAUCAUUGUUUCUUCCUUGAGUCCUGUCUUUACUCCCAUGUGAUAAUACCCAGCAGUCUGAUCGCUUACACUGGACAACAUAUCAUUUCCGUGGCAUCAAAUAACUGUACGUAAUGGGAGAAUAGAUAAACCUUUCAGUAUGCAAGCGGCUCCAAGUGUUGUUUUGUCCAAUAUGAAAGUGCUUCCUGGGCUUUUAUAAUUUAAAAUACAAGAAGCUAGGAAUCUUCCAAAUUGUAUGUGAAUAAGUGAAUGUACCUGUUUUACUUUAUAAAUAAAAUUGAAAAUGAUG